Molecule: messenger RNA, 5253 nt
Organism: Argiope bruennichi
Lineage: Eukaryota; Metazoa; Arthropoda; Arachnida; Araneae; Araneidae
Gene: Ae2
Product: band 3 anion transport protein-like
Exons: 27
Coding region: 261-4208 (1315 amino acids)
Biological process (GO): regulation of intracellular pH; bicarbonate transport; monoatomic anion transport
Cellular component (GO): plasma membrane
Molecular function (GO): solute:inorganic anion antiporter activity; monoatomic anion transmembrane transporter activity
Source: RefSeq, a predicted model, not a curated record
GCAAGAUCGUGUUAUAUUUUGUCGGCUUCGAGAACAUGUGCUGUUGUUGAUAGCUCUUUCGGCGAUUUAAAUCGGCGUAAGACGUAAGAAAAAUUCGAAUUUGUGUAUCAGAUUGCGUUUUGUUUAGCACUUUAUCUCAUCAGUUACUCCUGUUGAAACGGCAAAUGUUGCAGGCCUUGCAGAAAUAAAAGAGUUUUCAAAAUCCAUUUCCCAUGUGCAAAAUAAGAAAACGAGCCUCUGAUUGAUUGGUCAUCUCCGUUAUGGAUAGAAGAAAAUCCAAAGAUGGCAGGGACAGAAAAGAGUCGAGUGCUGGAAAAACAAAGCCCAGGCAACCUGAAAGAGAUGAUUGGGAUCAUAAGGAUCUGGAUGAAGAAAUGGAAGAAAUAUUUCAUCCUGCAUCAGAUCAUUUUGAAAUUCCUGAUUUUACUGGUGAAAAGCCAGUUGAAGCAAGAACAAAAUUGGACUUGAAGCCAGUUGAUACAAGAUCAAAUUUGGAUGAAGUUGAUUAUGAUUUGCAUCGUAGGGAGAGUUUCCAGUAUCAUCAGCCUCUUCGCAAACUUUACCAUAAACACAGAAAAUCAUCUCACAGAAAAGGAGGAGAACAUCGCUCAUCAGUAUCUAAAUCUUGUAAAGAGCUCCCAUCAAGCCCUUCUCAAGAAAGAAAAGAACCACCUGAAGAGGUGCCAUCUUGUGACUCUUUAGAGAAAAAAUCUGAAGAUUCAGCUGCAUUGGUGGAAGCACCAACAGAUCUAGAUGAUAAAGUCCAGUUCUAUGUUGGAAGUUCAUCAUCACUAGAAAAUUCAGCUGUCUUAUCUUCUGAUAUAUCCCUUAAAGAAAAAAUUCCUCUUAAAUCAGUUCUUAAGGAAUCUACUAAUUUUUCAUUAAGUAGCAUAAGCCCUUCCCAAGUUACACCUAUUGGCUCUCGAGUAUCCCAGGAGGAAACAACUUUGCAGAAUGAAGCCAUUGGUAACAAACAGCAUAAAGCAGAGAAGGAAAAGGCAGUAGAAGUCAUUGAUUCAGUGAUGCACAAAGUGAAAUUCUUCUUUGGAGAAGAAUCUAAAGAAGACUUGCAAAAAGCUCCAUCAGAGACCAGUGAAACAAAUCGUUUUAAAUAUCCAAGAAGGCAAUCUAUAAGACGAAAGCAUCAUGGUUUUAAUAUUGAUCAGAAAUGUUACAAUACAGUUUUUGAACCUGAAGAAGCAGAAACUCUUCAGAUCUCUGAUUUGGAUUAUAUGGCUAGUCAUCGCUUUGAUGAUCCAAAAGGAAUGCGAAGACAUAAGGUGAAAGAUAUUAGAGCAAAGAAUGGAACCUCAGCCUUUAGUAUUAAAAAAGAAGACAUUGGAGCAAUAACAUUUCCAUUUAGCAAGAAAACCUUUGAUCAUAAUCCUCAUGAGUUAUUUGUGGAACUUCAUGAAUUGAAAGAACAUGAAUUAACUGAUUUUGUUGAAUGGAGACAAACAGCCAGAUGGAUUAAAUAUGAAGAAGAUGUAGAAUUAGGUCCUGACAAAUGGGGGAAACCUCAUGUACCUCCUCUCUCUUUUCACAGCCUGUUGAAAUUACGGCAAUGCUUAGAUUCAGGUGGUGUUCUUUUAGAUAUAGAAGAAAGAGAUCUGCUCAGCAUAUGCAAGAGAAUUGUAGAUUGCAUGGUACAAACAGAUCAAAUCGAUUCUGAUCAAAGAGAAGAAGUUUUAAAUUGUCUAAUGUUACGCCACCGGCAUGUGAAUGAAAAAAUGCUUCCUGCCUUAAGGAGAAACAGUUCAGGCUAUGGCAAUUUGAAUUUAUUAAGUCAUGAUAAAAACAGCAGGUCUCCUUUGUUUUUAAAAUCUUUUAAAAGCAAACAAGAAAAUGAAAUAAAUCGCCCUCAAAAUGAUGAAGAAUCAUCUGUUCCAUCAGAAACAGUGAUAUUGAUGCCACCUGGUGAGAACAGUAUUAAUAAUAUUGAGGUUGUGCCUUCAUCUAAGAGAAAGAGUUUAGCCCAUGAUAAAACUGUUGAACAAAACAUUCAAGGAAUCCAGCGUAGAGUUCCUGAGAAUGCUGAAGGUGCUGCUGUUUUAGUUGGUCAACUGGAUUGUCUUCAUAAGCCAGCAACUGUUUUUGUGCGAUUAGCUGAAGGCAAAAAGAUGCCACACUUUUUAGAGAUACCUAUUGAAGUACGAUUUUUGAUUGUGUUAUUAGGACCAUCUGAACCUGAUAUAGAUUUAGAUUAUCAUGAAAUAGGUAGAGGAAUUGGUGCUUUAAUGAGCAACGAGUGGAGAUCUAAAACUCGUAAGAAUUUUCACACUGCUGCAUACAAAGCCAAUAACAAAAAAGACUUAUUACGAGCAAUAAACAGUUUUCUUGAUACCAGUACUGUUGUACCUCCUGGCAAAUGGGAAAAACAAUCUCUGUUGCCCAUAGAUGAAAUCAGAAGAAAAAGUCUAGUUCCUCCUAAACGUUAUAAAGAUGAACCUAUCAAAGAACCAGAGAAACCUGUAUAUGAUCCUUUGCAGCGAAAAGGACGGAUAUUUGCUGGGUUUAUACAAGAUAUUGUUAAUCGUUAUCCAUGGUAUUGGAGUGAUUUUGUGGAUGGUCUGAAUCUGCAAUGUCUUGCAAGUGUAAUUUUUAUUUAUUUUGCUUCAGUCUCAGGAGCAGUAGCAUUUGGUGGAUUAUUGGCUGAUAAAACUGGAAAUAAUAUUGGAGUAUCAGAAACAUUAAUAGGAACAAGUAUUUCGGGGAUAUUAUUUGCUCUUUUAUCUGGUCAACCACUCAUAAUUAUAGGAACCACUGCUCCUUUGGUAUUAAUUGAUGAAACUCUAUACAAACUUGAAGAUCGCUUCACAUCUCCUUUUCUUGUGAUAAGAAUUUGGAUGGGCAUAUGGAUUGCUAUUUUUGCAACUGUAGUUGUUGCUGCUGAAGGAUCUGUUUUAGUAAAGUUCUUCUCAAGAUUCAUGCAAGAAAUAUUUGCAACAAUCAUUUCUUUAAUAUUUAUUAUUGAAGCACUUAAUAAGUUACAUAGGAUAUUUCUUGAAAAUCCAUUACUUCCAGUAUACUGUAAUGAAACUAUUAGUAAUACUUCUUUCUUUGCUGCUGCUUCAAAUGAAUCAUAUUUUAUCAUGGAUUCAAGUAAUAUUUCUACCUUUGAUGAAGAUUUUACCAAUAGCUCCUCCUUUCCUGUUGAUUCAAUUAGCAGUCCAUAUUACAAUGUGGAUCAGAGUAUUCCUGGCUCACCAAAACCUAAUACAGCAUUAUUUUCAACGAUUUUGAUGAUAGGAACAUUUUAUAUUGCUUAUUUUUUGCGACAUUUUAGAAACAGCAAAUUUCUUGGUAGAAGUGCAAGGAGAGCCUUAGGGGAUUUUGGUGUACCAAUAGGAUUGUUUACUAUGGUUAUUAUGGAUUAUUUUGUACCAAACACAUAUACAGAGAAACUUUCUGUUCCUGAAGGUUUUAAUCCUAGUACUGACCGAAGUUGGGGGCUUGUACCAUAUCCGAUUGCUUUUUAUGAAGUUGCACUUGCUGCUGUUGGUGGCAUUCUAGUAUUUAUUUUAUUGUUCAUGGAAACUCAAAUUUGUGAAUUGAUAAUAAGCAAAAAGAAAGUAAAAAAAGGCUCUGGAUUCCAUGUAGACAUGGUUGUUGUGGGUGUAUUAAACUUGCUUAAUGGCUUCCUUGGCUGUCCUUGGCAGUGUGCAGCUGCUGUGAGAUCCAUUACUCAUACUUCAAGUUUAAUAGUGCUAAGCAAAACACAUGCACCUGGAGAAACCCCUAGAAUAGUUGAAGUCAAAGAACAACGGUUAACUGGUUUACUCGUUUCCUUAUUAAUUGGUGUUUCCAUGUUUAUGACUCCUCUUUUGAGGCAAGUACCUCAAGCUACUUUAUUUGGUGUGUUUUUAUAUAUGGGCAUAUCAGCUUUAAGUGGCAUUCAUUUAUAUGAACGUUUUCUUCUAAUAUUCAUGCCAACAAAACAUUAUCCAGAUUUCAACUUUGUUCGUAAGGUGCGAACGAGCAAAAUGCAUUUAUAUACAUUGAUACAAAUAUUUUGUAUAGCUAUCCUUUGGGUAAUCAAAAUGUAUGCUACUAUUGCAUUUCCUUUUGCUCUCCUAUCUAUGAUACUGGUGCAUUCACAAAUAAAGCGCCUUUUUACUGAAGAAGAAGUUAAAGCUUUGGAUGGAGAAGGAGAGGGUAGCUCAGAUGAAGAAGAUGAGCCUGAUUUCUAUGAACAAGUUGUAGUAUAAAUAUAUGUAUACAUGCUUAUGGGAAGAAUUUCUAUUUUUGAAAAAAAGAAAAAAAAAUAGUAAUUUUAAAACUGUUGUUACCUUCAACUAUUCUAUUGUAUUAAUAGAAUAGAAUUCAGUCAUUGUGUUUUUACUUUUGACUGAAUAAUGGUGACUAUUAGUUUUGUUUAAACUUAGGCAACUGACUGAAGAAUUUUUUGGCAAAAUAACAGAUGCCUUAAAUUUGACAGAACACCUUUACAUGUUUCUGUGAUAAAACUGUGUAUUUUUGACAAUUUCCAUUGUGAGAAAAUUUAUUGUUGUGCAUACUAAACUGAUUAAUAUGUUCCUAAAAUCAUUUUUAUAGUGAAAUUAUUGUGUAUUAUUAAUUUAAUAUUAUUGCUUUGAAAAGCUUAUUACAAUUAUUUUGAGAAGUAAUCAGAUGCAUUUAAAGUUGUCUUAUUAGUUUGUAAAAAGUUUUCUUUGGAAGCUUUAUUCAGACAUCAUGUAAAUAAUAACAAAAUUGUUUAAUAAAAUGGAAUGAACAACUUAAUAUUAAUUAAAGUAAAAGAAAUCUCAAAGAAUAAUAUUUUAUUGUGAAUAAUUUCUUAAUAUAACUCAACAGUUUAAUUUUUAGCAAUUGGCAUUUAAAAGAAUCUGUAUGUUUAUUUUUAUAUGUAUGUAUAUAUAUAUAGUAAAGCAGCGUUUAUAUUUCUUCCAGAAGACUGGCAUAAAAUGGUUUAAAAAAAAGAUUUAUAAUCAAAAUUUUAAUGAAAACUUUGUUUAUCUUUACCAAUAAUAAAGCUGAAAGUAAGUGCGUGCACGAGCAUUUGCGCUGUACAGUCUAAACUGCCUUGCAGCUACCAAUUUUUUUGUAUAAUUCGGAAAUAUAUCUACUUUGUAGGAUAAGAAAAUAUAUCUUGGAGCAAUUUUCUUGAAAUUUUAGUCAAAAAUUAAGUUGAAUUUUGGUGUUUUUCCUGAAUAACUUCCAAAGAUAUGAUUACAAGAAAUUAAUUUUUUACGGGUUCAAAAUUUUAAAAAUUGUUUAAUGAUACCAAUUUAAUAG